Seminavis robusta is the source of this 2899-nucleotide messenger RNA. The record is from the annotation of a GenBank genome assembly. NCBI's taxonomy places the organism in Eukaryota, Bacillariophyta, Bacillariophyceae, Naviculales, Naviculaceae.
CGACUGAUCAUUCGCUUCAAUUCGAAGGUUUCGAUUAGACACAAAAGAUCUCUCUCAGGCGGCAAAAACUGAUCUGAAAGAGCAACAUUGAAGACCCCUAAAUGUAGUCAAGGAUGGACUGCGGAGCUGCUGUCGUUGGCUCAUUAUUCUUUUCCAAGGACCAAGGACCAAGGACACACCGGCACCGUCUACGGUACAAGAGACCCCUACCGUACAAGCCAAAACUGAAAGGCAGUCAAGCCUUUUUCUGGCUUCCCCCCAGCAAGCUACCGUACCGGUACCAGAUAGGUUCUGUAAUUAAAAAAGGACGAUUAGUCAGCGGCUGUCCCGCCUUGGAAACUAUCGUUUUGCAGGAGUGAAAGUCUUUUGGCGGUAUCCUAAUCAUACUCAUUUAUUUUUGGCACCACUACGAGUGUUAUUAAUAUCAUCAUCAACAUCAUUAUCCACCAUGGCAGUCCAACAUCGACGAGUGCAAAAUCCGUUUCGACGAGGAGGUCGUGCCGCAUCCUUUGGUGGCAAUCCUCGUGGCGGUGGCUUACCGACGCAUUACGGAGGCAAUGGCUACGGCAGGAAUGUUCACGGGAACCACUCUCCGUUUGCGAGGCUUCGCAAUGUCUGUGCCUUUACGGUACUGGGUGGAUUGGCACUCUACGCCUUUUUGGGAUCCUCCUCGACCUCCACUCCCUCCACGGAUGGCAGCAGCCAUUUGUCCAAUAUCAAGGUGCCACCACCUGCGAGUGGUACUACUGCAAGCAAAGAUAGUAGCAGCAAUCAACAGCAGUAUCAACGGCGAGAUUCCGGCUUAAGAAAUCGAGUGAGUCGAAGCAAAACCGACAGCUACCGCCAUGACGAUACUCCACAGAAUUAUCACCAAAAUCAGGAUUCCAAAGAAGAUGAAACGGCAGCAGUGGAGUAUGAGCAUGGAGGAAGCGAAAAUGGACCGUUGGACAGUGAAUCAUCCAUUGACCACGAGCAAAAUAAUAAGAUUCACCUGGGCGGAGAAGAGGAAACCGAUCCUGAACAUCAUUUCGACAAACAAAGGCCAAAUGGAGGACGUUCGGAAGAUCACGACGGGAUGGCAAGCGAGGAAGAAGAAGGCAUUAAUCAUCAGCAUCAUGAUACCGAAGAUGAGGAUGCCAAUCAGCUCCAUGACACGGAAGAUGAGCAAGAUAAUCAGCAUCAUAAUACCGAAGAUGAGCAAGAUAAUAAUCUACAUCAUGAUACCGAAGAUGAACAAAAUCAUGACAAUUCACACCUCAAUGAAUCAGGAGAAGAAACACAUCAUGAAGAGGGGCGAGAAUCACAGGAUCGCGGUGAGCCUGCUUCCGAAGAAGAGGCAGCUGAAGAGGAGCAUCAUGGCGCUAGUAAGAAUAGUCAAGACCACACCGGUGAUACCGAGGAACAUAGCCAUGAAGAACAGGAGUUUGGCAAUGAAGACGGCACUGGUGACCACUCCAAUGACGAGACUGGAGAGGAACAACGCAAGGAUGAAGACAGUGACAUUGGUGAAAGUGAAUCCGAAAAAGGCGAAGAUUCUGCGGAGGACCAAGACGUGGACUCUGCAGAAGAAUCCGCAGCCACCAACAAUACGUCUUUGGCAAAGGAUGGACUCCUACAACUGGCCAGUGAUGAAACUGAAUCUAGCACCAACACAUCCAAUACCAACGCUACGAUUUCCGUCACCAACAAGACUGAUCAGUCGGUUCUUGUUGGAAAUGUCGCCAACAUCGACACUGCGAAAACCAACUCAAGGCUCGCCACAUUGAACGCAACAGAUACAAACAGCACCAGUCUGCUGUCGUCUUCCGAUGCGUCAUCUCCCAUGACUGGUGCAGAUGCUUCAGAAGAAGCUUCACCAACGAAAGGCAGGAAGGGCGAACAAGUAGCUUUGGGAGAAGCUCCCCUCGAGGCUGCCAGUGAUGGAUCGUUUUCAAAGGGCAAGGAGGUGGAACUAUCUCCAUUGCACGGCCCUUCUAACGAGGGCGAGCUCGAAAUUGCCAGUGAUGGUACAUCUUCGGUUGCGAAAAUGGAGGCUCUCUUGCCGUUGCACGGCCCUGCUAACAAGGGCGAGCUUGCACCAUGGGAAGAAGCGGCAGAUGCCAACAACAAUUUCCAGCCGCUUCACAAGAACGAAGAUUUGAAGAACAAGGAAACGAAGGGGUCACCGAAAAAGCAAAUGAAAAAGAAGAAGGUACCAGGCUGGAAAGAAGCCGAGAUGGAAAUGUUUCAACCAAUCCGCAACGAGGGAGGCGAAAAAAAGAGCAGUGACGAGGAACAUAACGAAUCGCCAGCAGAUUCUACCAGUGAUGCGGCAUUAGAGUCAGUGUCAGUGUUGGGAAAGCAAACCUUGGAAGUUGAUACUACAGAAGAAAAAGUGAGCAAGAAAAUUCAAAGUGCGAAAGGAGGAGCAAGUGCAAAGGCCAAAGGAGGUACGAAAUCAAAAAAGAAGCAACAGAACGAAUCACCAGCAGAUUUUACCAGUGUUGCAGCAUUAGAGUCAGAGUCAGUGCUGGGAAAGCAAACUUUGCAACUUGAUGCCACAGAAGAAAAAACGAGCAAGAAGAAUCAAAGUGCGAAAGGAGGAGCAAGUGCAAAGGCUAAAGGAGGGCAGAGUACGAAAGCAAAAAAGAAGCAACAGAACGAAUCACCAGCGGAUUUUACCAGUGUUGCGGCAUUAGAGUCAGAGUCAGUGUUGGGAAAGCAAACCUUGGAAAUUGAUGCCACAGAAAACAUCAGCAAGAAGAAUCAAAGUGUGAAAGGAGGAGCAAGUGCAAAGGCAAAAGGAGGGCAGAGUACGAAGGCAAAAGAGAAGCAAGGGGACCGGUUGACCCCCGCACCAGCAAGGCAAAAUGCGCGUCUUCAGAAAGACAAAAAGGUCAUGACGAAGGAGAAGCGGUAG